AUUCCGCUUGAUAGACAUAACUGUGGGGCGGAGCAUGGCAAAAAAUGGAACCAUUCUCAGGGCCAGAAUCUGCAUGGGCCGUGGCUUGGCCCGGUGGCCGUCCCCAGAGUCCAAACCGCGUGCAACUGUUUUGGGGCGUGGCCAGGAUCGAGGGUGGAGCUUAGUGGAAAACUAACCAAUCCAAAUGCCGGGACCUUAGAGAGACGUAGCCUAUGCCCAACCUGUGCUUGUCUAAGCUCUGGGCCACGAAGUAUGCACACGACGUGGGGGCGUGGCCGGCACCGGAGGCGUAACUCGAUAGGGACUUGGCCAAUCCAGGCCUGUGCAAUUGCCCAAGGGGCGUGGCAGUGUCCCUUAAAAAAAGUCAAUAGCGUGGACCUGAGAGAAAAGCAUCUGGCUUAGGGGGCGUAGUCAGAGUUGUUGUUCUGCGUGUGGACCAAUCCUGGUGUUAGUUUCUAAGUAGGGCGGGGCCUGCCUCGAACGUGUGACCAAUCCUGUUGUCAAGGGCUGAGUUGGGAGAGCUGGGGGCAUGAUCUGUCAAAACUUUGACCAAUAGUGGAGCUAGGCCAGCCCAGGAACGAAGUUACCGGGUGCCGGAACCAGGGAGGAUGUUAGCGUUUGAAGAGGGCGCGACCUAGCCUCGGGGGCGUGGCUAGUGGGGAUCCUGGCCAAUCGCACCGUGGUGUUGAGGGACGUGGCCCAUGGGGGGCGCAGCCUGUGCCGGUUCCGGGCCGCCCGGGGGCGUGGCCGGGCCUGGACUUCGGCCGACCGAGGCCAUGUCCGCGCCGCCGGCUCUGCAGAUCCGCGAGGCGAACGCACACCUGAUGGCCCUGCACCGGCGUGUGGCGGAGCUGGAGGCGCAGCUGGACACGGCAGAGCGCACGGUGCACGAGCAGGCCGAGCUUCUGAGCCGCCACGACCAGCAGCUGCGCGCCGCCCUGGACGAGCUGGGCCGCGCCAAGGACCGCGAGAUUGCCGCCCUCCGGGAGCAGCUGCUGACCUCCGAGGCCACCGUCCGCAGCCUGCAGGCCACCGUGCACGAGAAGGACGAGCUUGUGCAGAGGCUGCAGCCCCGCGCCACGCUGCUCCAGGACAUCUGUCGCUGCCGGCCACCCCUGGCCGGACUGUUGGCCACGCUGGCCGAGGCGGAGCGCCUGGGGCCCCUGCAAGCUGGUGACCCUGGCCACCCACUCCCUGGUGGGCCUGGUCCGCCCCUUGCCAACAGCACCGGGAACGAGGAGGACACGGACCCCCUCCAGCCUGCGGUGUUUGGGACCACAGUGUGAGCCCUGAGCCCCGGCGUGCGGGUUCCAGCAUGGACAGACAGACAAGGCCCCUUUAAAUGGACCUCCGCUGCUGUGGGUGUCUUUGGGGUGUCCUGGAAGGUGCCCCAAGGUAGAGCCCUAAUCCCGGUCAACAUCAGAGCAGGCGAAAGGGUCCAAGUUUCAAUCGGGUCCUUGGGCUAAAUGCAUAAACGAGAUGUUUAGCCCAGGUUUUCUUUUAAAAUUAGAACCAAUCACUCUUGUUGGAAACUGGGCAAUGCUUACACAAAAUUCUGGAGUUCUCGCUUCAGACUGGGCCAUGCCUGCCUGAUCUGAGGCCAGGGCUCCCUCCCCAGCCAGGCAGCCCCCGCCGCCCCGAACCUCUGAGCCCUUCUGUCCAGUGGAGGCGGACGGUAGCCGUUCCACGUUAUCUGCGUUUCUUGGCCCCCUUCCCCCUUGCCCAUUCUCUUCUUCUGGCACCGGGGCUAGAAGGAAAGCCCCAAGAGAAUUUCUCCUAGACCGGGAUUGGCAGUGCAGAGCCUCCUGCUGGUCUGCAUCUUGCGCUGCUCUUCCGUAGACACGUUUUUCACCUUAGAUUUAUUUCCCCCACGCCGUCCUGUGUGCGGUCUCUGAUGCAGAAGGGAGGGCAGACAGUGGAGACGCGCCGAGAUGCUGGCCAACUGCUGACCGCUGCCCGAUGGUCCUGCCUCAGGGCCUUUGCACCGGCUGUUCCCUCUGUCCAAGAUGCUUUCCCCCCAGGGUUCCGCCUGGUUGCGUCUUCGUCACUCCGGAGGCUGCCCCAGUGGCACCUCCUCAGAGAAGCCUUCCCUGACCACUGUAUCUGACGCCAUUCCUCUUCCCACCGCUGCCUCCCUCAGGCCGGCUGGUGCCAUUACCCUGCUGUUUUCUGUCGACAUCUCACUGUCAGUGAGGACGGGGGUUUCUGUCUGCCUUGUUCUCUGUCCACCAGGGCUGGAUAUUCCAGGAGCCCGGGCGGGCCUUGAAUGGUCUGGGGGCUCCCCGGCACACCUGCCGAGUCCCCCUUCCUUGUAACAAGCAGUUGUCUUUUUUUUUUGUUUUUUCAAGGUUUUUGCCAUAGGGCGCGUGCACUCACCGGAGAGAGUCAGAGAUGGAGACAGAAAGCG
This is a messenger RNA of Tupaia belangeri chinensis (Chinese tree shrew), 2407 nucleotides long. It is a transcript of the gene VMAC, whose product is annotated as vimentin type intermediate filament associated coiled-coil protein. The record is from RefSeq and is a predicted model, not a curated record. The transcript is spliced from 3 exons. NCBI's taxonomy places the organism in Eukaryota, Metazoa, Chordata, Mammalia, Scandentia, Tupaiidae. The coding region runs from base 702 to 1286 and encodes 194 amino acids.